GCCCCAGCUGAAGAUCUCAUCCAAUUUGCAGCUCAUUCCCCAGUUAUGGACAUGGAUACCUUUACAACCCUCAAUCCUGAGGAGGUUAAGAAAUUAAGUCCUCAAAAUCUAAAAGAAUUACUUGACACGAAUCUCUCUGAGCUAAACACCAUUGUUGAGCAUUCUACAGUACAGGCUUGGAUAAAGGCUCAUACCCAGUCAGAAGUGAAUGCCAUUGGGCUCAAGAUUAUGGCUGGACAUCCAGACCCAACACCUGAUGGCUUCUUUGUUUUAACAUCAGCACCACCCAUUUCCAGAGCGGAAGGAGCCCUCUUGAAAGAACACAUAAGCCAGAUUUCUUACACUACCCUCCUCACCCUCUGUGGAGUAAUGAUUUCCUUGGGGGCUUCAUAACUAUUUGAGAAUAUAUGACAGCACCAUAUCAUUUGUAAAACCAGCACAAAAGAGAAAUUGCAAUCUACCCAAAUGUACAAGUGAUUUGCCACCUGUUUCUUGAAUGGAGAAUAUAAGGAUACGUUGUGAGAAGUCCUUAACUUUUAACUGCAGCAGCUU
This is a messenger RNA of Antechinus flavipes (yellow-footed antechinus), 552 nucleotides long. Its product is annotated as mesothelin-like protein. The record is from RefSeq and is a predicted model, not a curated record. The coding region runs from base 46 to 393 and encodes 115 amino acids. Lineage: Eukaryota; Metazoa; Chordata; Mammalia; Dasyuromorphia; Dasyuridae. The transcript is spliced from 3 exons.